Molecule: messenger RNA, 1128 nt
Organism: Cuscuta europaea
Lineage: Eukaryota; Viridiplantae; Streptophyta; Magnoliopsida; Solanales; Convolvulaceae
Source: the annotation of a GenBank genome assembly
CCUUCCCCUUCUCCGGCUAGUGAGGCCGGUACGCUUACUGUCCCCAGCGUGGGCGAUGGUGGUCCCGUCGUGGACCUUACUGUUGCUGGUGAUGCCGCCCCGGCGCUGCCUCUCGUCCAGGAGCCGCGGACGCAGAGGGCCGGCAAGGAGACCGCCGGUGACACCUAUCAGAAAGUGAUAGAGUACCCCGUCGGCGGGGGCGUGUUUAAUGAGCUCGUCCCCGGUCACACCGUCCUGGCCAAGGCCAUGCCGGCCAAAGAUCGGGCUCAUUUGAAGAAGAUCGAGGGCCCGAAGAUUUAUGAGGGCGGCAUGGAUCUCCUCGUCCAAAGUGCCUUCAUGCUUAUGGAAAGCCACAAGAGGCAGUACUGGGAGAUUGCCCGCCUUCAAGCGCUGGAGCAGAAGGCCGCCUCGGCCGAUGAGGCGGUAGCUUGCCUUGACCGGCUUCGGGAGGAUGCCAAGGCGCUGCAGGCCAAAGCUGAUGAGGCCGUUGAGGCCAGGGACGUUGCCCUGGUCCAGCUCGAAGAGAGCAAAAGGGAGCUCGCAGAGUCCCGGAGAGCGCUUGAGGCCGAGAAGCGCAGGAGCGAGGAGGCCGCCAAGGCGAAAGCUGAGGCCGAGGCCGCCGUUGUGAAGGCUGCCGAUGAGGCUGUUGAGAAGUUCUUGGCCGAAGGGUGGAAGGCCGAUGAGAGGCUCCCUUGGUGCUACGAGGUGGUGGCCGCCAAGCUGGAGAAUUGGGGGAUGAACUCCCCUGCCGGCCGAGAGUAUUUCAGCCAGGAGAUGUCUGUUUACUACAACCUGGGCCAGGAGCGGAUGUAACGGCUCCUGUACCGGCGGCUAUCCCGGGCGUUGAAGGCCAUGAAUUACACGGCUGGAUGGGCUAGACGGAACCUGAAGCUCCCAAAGCUGAUGAAGGAUCCCGAAGGGCAGGCCACGCUUCCGCUGUCGGAGCGUGAGUCCCCCAUAGAAAGCUCCGGCCUCGGCGAGCCGGACUAUACGGAGUUCGAUUUCUUGGAUGAUGCCACCAGCGCCGCUGCCGGCCAGGAAGCUGAGGCCGAUGAGGAGGGGGCCGACGAGGUUGAAGAGCCAGCCCCGGAUGCUUGAUCGGCUAGUCCUUGCCGUAGUUAGCUUUUU